This is a messenger RNA of Trichobilharzia regenti, 760 nucleotides long. Lineage: Eukaryota; Metazoa; Platyhelminthes; Trematoda; Strigeidida; Schistosomatidae. The record is from the annotation of a GenBank genome assembly.
CUUAUAUAGCUGAUCAAAGGAUUUCUACCAGGCAUGCUUGGCACGUCAGUAUCGUCAAACUGUUCAAAUCACACCAACAAUAGUCCUGCACGUGGUCAUAUUGUAUUUGUAUCCUCUGGUGGGGGAGUAUUACCAGUUCCUCGGUAUACAGAUUAUUGUGCAACUAAAGCAGCCGGUUUAUUGUUAUCGGAAAGUUUAGAAUUAGAAUUGAAAGAGAUGGGUGUUGCUGACCAAAUACACAUCACUCGUGUUAUACCGCAUAUUGUAAGAACGAAAUUAGCCGGACUUAUUACAGGAUCGAAAUCUCCAUUAAUCCAACUGUUAGAACCAGAUGAAUGUGCCAGACAGAUUGUGGACGGUGUUCUUCAGAACAAGUCAGUUGUUUACAUUCCUCGUAUUGUUCGCCUAAUGGCUAUCUUAAAAAUUCUGUCACCGAACUAUGCAAUGUCUGCCACUAGAAAGUAUUUUCGACAAAAGUUACUUUUCUCGACCAAAGAAACAAAAUAGAAGCUUGUAGUCGGCAAGAGAAUAUUUAAAUUUUUCUUUUUAAAUCUUUUUUCUGCACCAUAUUGAUUGUUUUUUUAUUGAACACAGAUAUGUGUCACUACACGAAAUAUGACUAGAACUAACUGUCUUUAGCAAAAACUAUCUUUAUGAUGAUAUACAUAGUUACAUCAGACGUGAGGUGAAAGCAUUUAGCGCGUACUUUAUGUGACGAAGACUCUGUUAGACGUGAAACUUAUAAGUUACUAUGUAAUUA